AUUUCUCUGCUGUGCAGUGAAAUACACAGCAGCAUGUCCUUGCUGGCAGGAGAGAGACCUGUGUUGUUUACACAUAGGUCUCUCCCCUGUCAGUUUUACUUGGCAUACGCUGGGUGCCGCUCCUGCAUAGCAGAGCCAUACAAAGCAGUGUGCUUACAGUGUAAAGCACAUACACAGCACACAAUAAAACAAUACACAGUUAACCCUUUGAUCGCCCAAAUGUUAACCCCUUCCUGCCCAGUGCCAUUAGUACAGUGUCAGUGCUUUUUAUUAGCAUUGAUCACUGUAUUGGUGUCACUCGGGAUAUCAGUGAUACCAAGUCAGCUCAGCCCAGUGUCAGAAUUCCCACCACAAUCCUGCUAUGAGACACUG
This is a messenger RNA of Staurois parvus, 372 nucleotides long. The record is from the annotation of a GenBank genome assembly. Lineage: Eukaryota; Metazoa; Chordata; Amphibia; Anura; Ranidae.